Molecule: messenger RNA, 2444 nt
Organism: Caenorhabditis auriculariae
Lineage: Eukaryota; Metazoa; Nematoda; Chromadorea; Rhabditida; Rhabditidae
Source: the annotation of a GenBank genome assembly
AUGAAUCCCCGCAUUCACAGUUUUGUUUUCGAGGCCGAGGUGUUGCGUGUGAUUGGAAACGUUGCGUCAUUUUGUGUGGCCAGCCAAGACUCCGCCUCCUCAACAGACGUCGACGGUAUAAAGGAGACGCCUGAGAGCAGAUCCAGCAGCACGACCACUUUGAGCUGUGCUUUUCUUUCUACUGAACCCAAACCGACAAUGUGUGGAAUCUUUGCUAUCUGCCAAUGUCCCGCUCGCACCAAGAAAUUCUUCGACGUGGAGAAGGCUAAAGAGCUCGCCUAGUGAGUUUCGAUUUGCACCUAUCGGAUUGUGAAAAGCUUGCCUGACAAUCUUUCGUCCCUUUACCCGUCUCUUCAAUUUUCAGCCGCCAAUACCACCGAGGACCAGACUUCCGAGGAUUCUACCAAGAUUCUCAGAGCGGAGAUAUUCUAGUGCACGAACGCCUGGCUAUCAUGGACCUUGGAAUCAGUCAUCCUCUCCAGGGAAGCAACGAACGCAGCCAAGUGAGACAUUUCCUUGGGGAAUCCCUUUCUCUCCUCACGUCAUUUUUAUCUUAUCUCUCUGGUUGCAGGUCAUCCACAACGGCGAGAUCUACAAUCAUCAACACUUGAGAGAUCACGAACUCAAGGGCGUCCACUUGAGGACUUCCUGUGAUUCCGAGGUAUUUCAAAAAUAUCAGAGCAGAGUUUGAUAACUCCCUCAGGUGAUCAUCUUCUUGUACGAAAAGUUCCGCGAUGGAGCUUUCUGCAACCUCCUCGAUGGAGUCUUCGCCUUUGCUCUCUGUUGCGAUGGCAAGUUCAUGACGGCUCGCGAUCCCAUUGGGGUCAAGCAAAUGUACUUUGGAGUUGACUCGGACGGCCGUUUCUUCUUCAGGUUGGUGCUCAACGACGAGAAAAUUCAUGGAAAAAACAAAUUCAGCAACGAAAUGAAGUCCAUCGAAGAUGUCUGCGGAAACACCAGAGUUUCUCCUUUCCCUCCAGGUCACUAUUACACUCCCGAAACAGGCUUCGUGAGAUAUUUUGAGGUGAAAUCCUCAGUUCAUUCCGAAUACCUUGGUUGUUUCAGCCACUUUGGUUCCAACCGAAAAACGCCAUCAAUCCUCUCGAUCUCUGCAGCCUCCACGACAAACUCGUGGCCGCUGUCCACAAAAGACUCAUGUCUGAUGCUCCUCUUGGAGUUCUUCUCUCAGGAGGACUCGACUCGAGUUUGGUCAGGUAAGACGCGUUUGUGAAGAUGGAAGUAUUAUGUGAUUUUUACAGUUCGAUCGCUGCUCGAGAAAUGAGCCGUCGUGGAUACACAAUCCAUUCGUUCUCCAUCGGUGUCGACCAAAACUCUCCAGAUGUCGUCGCCGCUCGGAAAGUGGCCGACUUCAUCGGCACCAUCCAUCACGAGUUCUACUUCAGCAUCCAGGUCCGGCUGCAGAAACUUUUCCGAAAAAAUUGCAUGUUUUCAGGAAGGAAUUCGCAACCUUCGCAAACUCAUUUGGCAUCUUGAAUCUUACGAUGUUACUUCCAUCAGAGCUUCGACACCCAUGUACUUCUUGACGGAGAAAAUCCGAGAAAUGGGGAUCAAGGUGGGAAGAAACCAAACUUCCACUCGAAUAGAAAAUGUGCUUCAGGUGGUUCUCUCCGGUGAAGGAGCCGAUGAGAUUUUCGGAGGCUACCUGUACUUCCACAACGCUCCGAACAACGAUGAGUUCCAGAAGGAAACCAUCGACCGAGUCCUCCAUCUGUACACUUCUGACUGUCUGAGGGCCGACAAGUCCUCUAUGGCCCAUUCGGUGGAAGUUCGCGUGCCUUUCCUGGACAAGGCCUUUUUGGAAGAAGCCAUACUGACCGAGCCCGCCUUCAAACGACCUCAGAUUUUGGACUGUGGUCGAAGCUGCGAGAAGUUCGCUCUCAGAAGCGCUUUCAACCAUGACGUAAAUGAAAACCUGAAGAUUGGAGUUUGUACAUGAACUUCUUCCAGGAAAAACCCCUACCUCCCAGCUGAGAUCCUCUGGAGACAAAAAGGAACAGUUUUUCGGACGGAGUCGGCUACGAUUGGAUCGACAAACUCAUGCAGCACUGCUCUGACCAAAUCUCCGACGAAGAGGUUUUUCUUUCUUUUAAACUCCAUCUUAUUUCAAAAAUUCAGUUUGCCACGGCUGCUGACCAGUUCCCCAUCAACACUCCUCACAGCAAAGAAGCCUUCUACAUGCGGAAAAUUUUCCACGAGCAUUUCCCAUCUGAGGAAGCGGCGGCUACCGUUCGCAAAUGGAUUCCCAAGUGGCAGAAAAACCAAGAUCCCUCAGGUUUAACUUUGGCAAUCGAUCUAAAUAACCAAUGCUUUCAGGACGUGCUUGCACUGUUCACCUCCAAGCUUCGCACAACAUCGGCAUGGAAAAGAUUCAGGAGCCAGCAAAAAUGAUUCAGAUGGAGAUUCAGCGACCUCAAAAAGCAUAA